GAAUCCCUUGUGUUCUAUAUAAGUAAAUACACUUAAUUUGAUAGGAAUGAUACUGCAAUUUUUCUAUUAUUAUAUGGUUUAUAUGUGUACUUUUUGAAAAUGGGAGGAGCUUGGACUCAACUGGCCCCUCCCACUUGAGCUUUAGUCCUGUUCAAACAAACUAAGAAUCAGACUCACAGAGAUGGAGAGACGCUGUGCUAACUGGACCCUUCUCCUGGUGCUGUGUGGCCUCCUGCCACUGACCCCUCAGGCUGGCAGGACGAUGCCAAAACUCUCGGACAAGAAGCUAUGUGCCGAUUCAGAGUGUAGCCAUCCCAUUCUCAUUGCUAGAGCUCUGCAGGAUUAUUACCCGCAAGACUGUCGCUUCAUUCACAUUCAUCAAGGCCAAUCUGUCUAUGUGUAUGCCAUGCUGAAAGACCGUGGGAACCUCUUUUGGGCUGGCAGUGUUCAAGGGUCAUAUUAUGGAGACCAGGAAGCUCGUCUGGGAUAUUUCCCCAGCAGUGUUGUUGAAGAGACACAUGCGUUAAUGCCUGCAGAGGUUGAGGUCAAGACCGAUAAAUGGGACUUUUACUGCUAUUAGGAUUGUUUGCUGUCUUGGCUGGAACAUAAACAUGAUUGAUUCGUGAUUCCACUCUGCACUCUAGUAUGUCAUUUAUUAUUUCUAGUAAGCAAAGAUUAUUUGCUAUUCAGAAAAGAAGAACAUAUAGAACCUGACUGCAGACUGUAAAUGCUUGUGAUGCAAUAAAACUGAGCUGCUGCUAUUUGGCUGCUGAUCCUUUGUAUCACAUGGUGUUUUGGUAAGAAAAUGUUUGAAUGAGAACUAAAGAGAAAAUCAAUUAUUAGGCCUAACUCAAGCGAGAAAUUAUUGCAUCUGCCUUCAUUAUCUUCAUACGACUUUAGCAGUAGAUAUUCGGUUACCAGCAGAGUUGGUCAUGCGAAUUACCAUAAACACCAAUAAUGCUCGAG
This is a messenger RNA of Carassius carassius (crucian carp), 966 nucleotides long. Its product is annotated as melanoma-derived growth regulatory protein-like. The transcript is spliced from 4 exons. Lineage: Eukaryota; Metazoa; Chordata; Actinopteri; Cypriniformes; Cyprinidae. Gene Ontology annotation, biological process: extracellular matrix organization. The record is from RefSeq and is a predicted model, not a curated record. The coding region runs from base 182 to 580 and encodes 132 amino acids. Gene Ontology annotation, molecular function: protein binding.